Gymnogyps californianus (California condor) is the source of this 1398-nucleotide messenger RNA. RefSeq names its product Rho GTPase activating protein 9 (gene ARHGAP9). Gene Ontology annotation, biological process: signal transduction; regulation of GTPase activity. Gene Ontology annotation, molecular function: protein binding; phospholipid binding. NCBI's taxonomy places the organism in Eukaryota, Metazoa, Chordata, Aves, Accipitriformes, Cathartidae. The record is from RefSeq and is a predicted model, not a curated record. Gene Ontology annotation, cellular component: cytoplasm.
AUGCUGGCAGGGCGGUGGCGGCUGGAGGGGCGGCGGUGGCGGCAAGCUGAGCCAGCCGUGGUGCUCCGCGCCCUCUACAACUACGCAUACCGCGCUGAGGACGGGCGGCAUGUGGCCAUGGCAGCUGGCGAGCAGUUCCUGCUGCUCCACAAAGCCAACGAGGACUGGUGGCAGGUGAGACGGGCCAGCGAGCCCCGCUGGGCUCGGCCCUUCUUCGUCCCUGCUACCUACGUGGCCGAGCUGGACCCUGGUGACACCGGGAGACGGAGCACACUGACCCCUAGCCAGCCUGUGGGCACAGCCCCCAGCGCCGGCUGGGCCCCCCCUCCAACUUUUGGGGGCCUGGGAGCGUCACCUGGACCCCAGCACCGGUCGCUGCUUCUUCUACAACCCCCAAACGGGCAUGACCUCCUGGAAACCCCCCGGCGGCACCGGGAGGCGGGCCUGCCUCCCCCUGCCGAUUCCCCCAGGACCACGGCACGCUGGAGCUCCAAGGAUGCUGGGGUCCCCGGUGGCACCCAGGUGAGCCACGGCCGGACCCUUGCCCACCACAGCCUGGAGGAUGGGGCAGCCGCCCCCCAGCCCUCACCGGCCCCGCCCUGCGCCCCCACCCUGCCCACCGUGAGUUACCCCGGGGCCGGGGGGCACUGGGAGGGACUGGGGACAGCACUGACCCUGUCCUUGCAGGAGGUGCAGAAGGCUGGGCAGCUCAACAGGACCAAGAUCGGAGGGGGAAAGAAGCUCAGGAAGAGCUGGGGGGUCUCCUGGGUGGUGCUGGCCGGGAACAGCCUCAUCUUCUACAAGGAGCACAAGGGACCGGCACCCACUGCCUGGUGCCCUGCCAGCAGCCGCCCCGAGAGCAGCGUGGACUUGCGGGGGGCUGCCCUGGAUUGGGCCCGUGACCUCUCCAGCAAGAAGAACGUCAUCCACCUCCGCACUGUGACGGGUAACGAGUUCCUGCUGCAGUCAGACCAAGAGGCCACCAUCCAGGAGUGGGCCCGGGCCAUCCGGGGGGUCAUCCGCCAGCUGGACCUGGAGAACCCCAUGCAUGCGCCUGUGGGGUGGCUGCGCCGGGGGGAUGUUGGGGACCUGGUGGAGCUCAGCGGGGACGAGGAUGAGGCGCCGCGGGUCACUGAGGGGGCCGGGGCUCCAGGUGCCCCCCACGGCCCUGACGCCUUGGAGAAGAAGCGGGUGAAGAGCAAGCUGAGGCGCUUCAUCGUCAAGCGGCCCCCGCUCCAGAGCCUGCAGGAGAAGGGGCUCAUUCGAGACCAGGUGUUUGGGUGCCGCUUGGACGCCUUGUGCCAGCGGGAGAACACCACAGUGCCCCGCUUCGUCCGGCUCUGCGUGGAGGCCAUCGAGGAGAGAGGCCUUGAUGUUGACGGGAUCUACCGGGUCAAC